Messenger RNA from Sphenostylis stenocarpa, 804 nucleotides. Lineage: Eukaryota; Viridiplantae; Streptophyta; Magnoliopsida; Fabales; Fabaceae. The record is from the annotation of a GenBank genome assembly.
AUGUUCUCAAAACUUCAUCCACACCACCAACAGCAACAACAUCAACUACAACCUUUUCAAUUCUCUCGGGAAUGUCAAACAUCCGAGGACGAUGACAGCCGGAGUAGCGGUGGGGCCAAUCUUUCGGCCCAGAAGCCCGUCUCCACAGGCGAUGAGGCAACUAUUGAAGUAGUGCGGCGGCCCAGGGGCCGCCCUCCCGGUUCCAAAAACAAGCCCAAGCCGCCUCUUAUUAUUACACGCGAGCCCGAGCCCGCCAUGAGUCCAUUCAUUUUAGAAAUCCCUGGUGGAAACGACGUCGUUGAGGCCCUAGCGCGGUUCAGCCGAAGAAAGAAUACGGGCCUGUGUGUUCUUACCGGUUCCGGAACCGUCGCCAACGUCACUCUCCGCCAACCCGCUGUAGCUCCCGCCGGCACCGUAACCUUCCACGGCCGCUUCGACAUCCUGUCCAUGUCCGCCACCUUCCUCCUCCACGCCUCCUCGUCACCAGCCGCCUCCUCCACCUUUGCCGUCUCGCUGGCGGGACCGCAGGGUCAGAUCGUCGGCGGACACGUCGCUGGAAGGCUGCUCGCUGCUGCGACGGUGUUCGUCAUCGCCGCGUCGUUCAACAAUCCCUCCUUUCACCGGCUAUCUUCGGAGGAGGACGCGCAAAAUAACUCCGCGUCAGGCGGCGGUGGCGGUGACUCGUCGCCGCCUGCCUCCGGUGGCGGUGCGGAGAGCGGACACGUUCCGGCGGAGUCGUGUAUGUAUAGCUGUCACCUCCCUUCGGAUGUGAUUUGGGCUCCGACGGCGAGACCACCUUUCUGA